UGUAGUUUCUGCGCCUGCAUAUAUUUAUUUAAUGUUUAACUUUCCUGCGAAUAUUUGUGUUAACUAUAAGAUUUUUUAAAAAAGUAACGGGAAAUCGAUACAUAAAUAUGUUACAUGUAUUGCGUACGUAUACAUACAUAUGUAUGUAUAUUGUCAAAUAAGUUGCUAUGUGUAAUAUGUUGAUGAGUAUUUAAUAUUCACGAAAGUAUUACUAAGCAUUGGUUGUUUUGUGUAAUCGCAAGUUGUAAUUUACAACUAUAGUGUCAUAAUGUAUACCUAUAACACCCAAGGGAAAUCGGAUGUGAUGAAAAUUUCUCCUAAAUCAGUUGAUCAUCAUUGCGUCCAUUUAUUAAAGCAUCCUUUACACUCUCUUUGCCAUUAGGGUCCAAUUUGACAGCAACUGCAAGACACAGAAAUCUACGCCUACUAAACACAAGAAAAAGCUCAGCGGCGUUACGCAUGCGCAAAGCAUGUGGCGUGCAACAGAUCGGACAUGCUGAGACCAUGCUAUUGAAUUUUCUUUAACUCAGCUAUUUCUUUCUUUUCAUGCUAUAGUUUCGCGAAAAUUAACAGAGCAUGCGUUGUCUUAAUUGUUAACGCUUUUUAAUGCACUUUUAUUUGCGAAAAAAAACUGUUAGUGUAACAAUUUGCAAAGUGUUGUUUGGUUUUUAAAGUAAUUGGUUGGUUGGACACACGCUAUGGACUAGUGAUUCAUGCUACUUAGGUUCAGUUAAAUGCAUGUAUGCCAAUCAUAUAGACGCAUCUAUAACCAUGUCGAUUCAUCACUCAUCAAAUAUUUAUGGGGUUUUUGCUCAACUUAUGUGCCAGUAAAAAAUCGCGUUAAUUUUUACUAUUAAAAUCUAGUGAUCACAAGAUUUUGGUGUUUAUUGUAAAUGCUUCCUAUAAACAUGAUGUUUACUAUAGAAUUCAAGCUGAAUAUGCAUGACAUCCAUAUGCGUAAGCGAAUAUGCAAGGGUGGCAAUGCGUUUAGUUGCGUUGAUAGUCCUCAUCGUUGCAUGAAGCAACUUCUAUGCAUAUUCAAUCCAAAUUUCCAAUUUCUAAACCUUUCGAACACGCGUUAGCCAUGAAGCUCAUCGACAACGAACUUAUGUAUUCAACUCAACUGUCAAACUGACGCAUACGCUUACGCAAAUUAUGCAGUUCAGCUUAAGCAUCAAUAAACUCACCUUAAACACCACAUUUAUUUGGUGUUAUGAAACCCUAUAUAUCAAGAGUUGGGCCACACUGUUGCACAAAAUAUAAACAAAUAAGUUGUAAAUAGCAAGGAAAACCUCGACUGUGCAAAUAAUUAUGGAAAGUGCUGUAAAGGAAAGGAGAAAGCGUACUUUCUGGAAUGAAACGACAGAAGCUUACUUUGUCGAUUUGUGGGAGCAACAACGUGACCAAUUACUCGGUGCGAAGAAAAAUACUCACAUUUACCAGGAGAUGUCCGACGAGUUGGCUAAACACGGCAUGGAACUCUCUGUGCUCGAUGUCAAAUACAAAAUAACCAACUUGACUGCUAAGUACAGAAAAUGCAGUAUGGACUUAGCAACAUCCAGUGCGCCGGUGGUGUGGCCAUUAUACGAACAGGUGCACAGAAUAAUAAGCCGUAAAUCUGUCAACACCACCGAUGCUUCAUCUGAAGAGAGCAUGGAACAUAAAGUACCCGUUAACUUAGAAGCUUUUUUGACACCGCUGGCGGCGCCUUUGUCUUCGCCUUCCUUCGAUUCCCACGCAAUUACAUCGCCUCCGCCAGAUAGCACACAAUUGCCCGCGUCCACAAAUGUGCGCGCAUCGAAAACACAAAACUCGGAAAAAAUAAUUUCAAUGUGCGAAAGCUUGAAGGCAUCAGCCGACGAGAAAAACCAACUUAUGAGAGAAAUGGUCAAAGUGGAAAGGGAGAAGUUGGAAGUUUUGAAAGAUUUGCGCGAUGACAAUAAGAAACUUACACAAGCAAUAAUGGACUACUUGAGUAGAAAACAGUAAUGAGUAAUUAUUUACUAUGUUUUUUUUUUAUAUAAUUAAUUUAAGUUAUUUGAUUUGAACUCGAUAUCCUAAACUCCAGACUUUGUUACCUGGAUGAUGCAGCAGGUUUAUACUUAAGAAAAAGAUAAGAAAUAAAAAAUACUUUAAUUUGUGUUUUUAAUUCCAAAUAAACUAUUUUACUGGAAACAUCA
Molecule: messenger RNA, 2180 nt
Organism: Bactrocera tryoni
Lineage: Eukaryota; Metazoa; Arthropoda; Insecta; Diptera; Tephritidae
Product: myb/SANT-like DNA-binding domain-containing protein 1
Exons: 4
Coding region: 1312-1989 (225 amino acids)
Biological process (GO): positive regulation of DNA-templated transcription
Cellular component (GO): nuclear body
Source: RefSeq, a predicted model, not a curated record